Messenger RNA from Paramecium pentaurelia, 1524 nucleotides. Lineage: Eukaryota; Ciliophora; Oligohymenophorea; Peniculida; Parameciidae. The record is from the annotation of a GenBank genome assembly.
AUGCAGAGCUCUUUUUUAUAGAAUGGCGCUCUAACUGACAUCUUUGAUUCAGUAAAAGAUGUAGAUAUAUAAAUCUUUGGUGUCAUAUUAGAAAUAUUAAGAAAGGAGAUAGAUAAAGAUUGCAUUGGAUUUUUAUUAGAUAUUGGGAAUCAGAAACAAUUAGAAUUAUAAAUUUUAUAAUAAGUAGGGAAUAUUACCCAAGCUGAUAAAGAAUAAAAAUUGUCUCUAGUAAGAGAAGACAUCAAAAAAAUGACAGAUGUCUUAAAAAAAUUAAAAGAUCAUGACUUCAACAACAAAGACUUUUCCUCUGAAGAAAAUGAAGAAUCUAAAUUAUUUCUAAUUAAUAGCAUCAAGGAUAAUAAAUAGAUCAUAGAAUUUCUGUAAUUUUUAGUUCAUCUCACAUCCAUAGAUGGCACUUUAAUUUAAUGUGGGUCUAAUUCAUUACAUACCUUAGUUUAGAUGAAGGUUGAUAUUAGGAACCAGUCCUUAGAGAAUAUCAGAAUAAAGAAUACUUCUGUAAUUGGAGGAAAUUUUGUAAGAUGUAACUUUAGUGGAUCUGAGUUUGAUAAUGUAGAUAUCAGCGGAUUGAAUUUGAAUGGUGCUUAACUAUUCAAUUGUUAAUGGAAGAACUUGAAAAUCCAUGAAUUGAAUAAAUUAAAUGGUCAUAGUAGCACUGUAAACUAAGUCUGUUUCUCUCCUAAUGGUAAUACAUUAGCUUCUGCAGGUGGAAGCGGAAUUCCUUGGGUAUAAGGAGAUGACUCUAUCCGUUUAUGGGAUGUCAAAACAGGAUAAUAAAAAGCCAAAUUAGAUGGUCAUCAUAGAAGUAUAUAGUCAGUCUGUUUCUCUCCUGAUGGAAAUACAUUAGCUUCUGUUAAUUAAGAUAACUCUAUCCGUCUAUUGAAUAUCAAAACAGGAUAAUAAAAAGCCUUAUUAAAAGGUCAUGAUGAUUUUAUCAACUCAGUCUGUUUCUCUUCUGAUGGAAAUACAUUAGCUUCUGGCAGUUAUGAUGAAUCUAUCCGUCUAUGGGAUGUCAAAACAGGAUAAUAAAGAGCCAAAUUAGAUGGUCAUUCAUGUACUGUCAACUAAGUCUGUUUCUCUCCUGAUGGAAAUACAUUAGCUUCUGGCAGUUAAGAUAAGUCUAUCCGUCUAUGGGAUGUCAAAACAGGAUAAUAAAAAGCCAAAUUAGAUGGUCAUCAUAGAAGUGUUAAGUCUGUCUGUUUCUCUCCUGAUGGAAAUACAUUAGCUUCUGGUAGUGAAGAUAAGUCUAUCUGUCUAUGGGAUGUCAAAACAGGAGAAUAAAAAGCCAAAUUAGAUGGUCAUACUCAUUAUGUCUAGUCAGUCUGUUUCUCUGCUGAUAAAAAUACAUUAGCUUCUUGUAGUAGUGAUAAGUCUAUCCGUCUAUGGGAUGUCAAAACAGGAUAAUAAAAAGCCAAAUUAGAUGGUCAUUUAAAUCCUGUCAUGUCAGUCUGUUUCUCUCCUGAUGGAAAUAUAUUAGCUUCUGGUAGUGAAGAUAAGUCUAUCCGU